CUUUUAAUUCGAUAAUCGAGAUCGGAUAUCGUCGUAUCGACAAUACUAAUUCUACAAAGCUUUAACCAAAAUUUGGAAUUCAAUGGGAAAUCGUCGUGAUAAACUAAUACUUAUUAGUGGAUUAAUUAUUCUAUUCCAUGCAGCCUACUCUGCCGCACAACAUCGAACAUAUGUAAGAUUGACCGAAAAAGAUGCAACUAGAUUGCCAGGAGAUGUCGUUUUACAAUGUAUCAUUGGAACACUCUUAGCUUGCUAUGGAGUCGUCAGCGUUGCUGGAACAUUUCGGGAUAUCAAAGUAGGAGCUGAGUUAGACAAUAAGACUUGGGAAACAUUAACAAAUCGUCCAGCUUUUUAUACAUUCGCGCAUCGUGGAGCGAAAUUCUUUGUUUCAAAAAAAGCCAACGGCAGAUCAGCCUUAAAUUCAAAUGACUAG
Molecule: messenger RNA, 433 nt
Organism: Dimorphilus gyrociliatus
Lineage: Eukaryota; Metazoa; Annelida; Polychaeta; Dinophilidae
Source: the annotation of a GenBank genome assembly